This is a messenger RNA of Symbiodinium sp. CCMP2592, 228 nucleotides long. Lineage: Eukaryota; Dinophyceae; Suessiales; Symbiodiniaceae. The record is from the annotation of a GenBank genome assembly.
AUGACUUUUCUUGCUUGCUGUCCUGUGGCGUCGAUGGCAAGGUCCGCUGCUGGGAUCCUGGAACCGGAGCCCCAAAGAAAGCCAAGGCCGAGCCACCACACACCAAGCGGAAGAUUGAAGCGAACGGUUUGCUGCUGCCCCUGGCGAAGCGCGAGGAGGCGACAUGGCAGCCGGAGAUCAACGUGGACUGCAGCACGGAGGAGCAGGGGCUGCACUUGGCCGCUUUAG